Messenger RNA from Plasmodium cynomolgi strain B, 1284 nucleotides. Its product is annotated as cytochrome c oxidase assembly protein. The annotation marks the transcript as partial. NCBI's taxonomy places the organism in Eukaryota, Apicomplexa, Aconoidasida, Haemosporida, Plasmodiidae. Gene Ontology annotation, cellular component: membrane; mitochondrion. Gene Ontology annotation, biological process: heme biosynthetic process. The record is from RefSeq and is a predicted model, not a curated record. Gene Ontology annotation, molecular function: protoheme IX farnesyltransferase activity. The transcript has a single exon.
AUGGUAAAAAUUAAGAAGGCAGGUAGGGUGGAAGAAGACACUGUCUCUGCGACAGCGUCCAUCCAAGUCGAAUUCGACCCAGUGAAAGAGACGACCAACGAAGGUUUAAUUGCCCUUACGUGUGAAGGAGAAAAAUGCAAAAGGUAUGGGUCCCCUAUGACGGAAGGCAGCCCCUUCUGCGGAGCUGCCACGGCUGGGGAAUUGAUAAAAAAUGGGGAACAACUCCAGGAGACAAACAAUGGUCAUACCAAUCAGAAGGGUAGAAGUACCCACCUAGGGAUCUACCCCCACUUGAGUAGUUAUCUCGAGUUAUCAAAAUUUAAGUUGACUCUGUGGGUAACCAUAAGUAGCACGUUUGGUUAUUUCAUGCUGGGGGGGUCUAGCUUAACCGAAUUUUCCUCCCUAGGCAUGGGCGUAUACCUUUGCAGCACUAGCGCUAAUACGUUUAAUCAGAUCAUCGAAAGGGACAUAGACAAAGUAAUGCAGCGGACUAAGCGGAGACCACUGGUAUGUAAUAAUAACCAAAUUAAUUUGAGGAAUGCAAAAAUGUUUGGUACUUUGACAGCCAUUACUGGAUUUGCAAUCUUGUACCAUUUGAAUAACCCCAUGACAGCUCUACUUGGAGUAUUUAACAUAUUGCUCUACGCAUGUGUGUAUACUCCCUUAAAGCGGAGAACACCGUACAACACGCACAUAGGGUCAAUCGUAGGUUCGAUUCCCACUCUAAUGGGUUGCACAGCAGUGGCGCAAAACUUACUUGUACCCGAACCCUGGAUCCUAUUCAUUACACAGCUGUUAUGGCAGUUUCCCCAUUUCUACUCGAUAGCCUACUUAUAUAAGGACGAUUAUUUAAAAGGGAAAUAUAAAAUGUUCCCCCUGCAGGAUAACCAGAAUGGAUUAUAUACAGCCAAGUUGUGUAGACCCUACUUAAUUCUAUUAUCAUCAUUACCUUUUUUUUUUUUUGUUGGGUAUACGUCCUACAUGUAUAUUUUAACCUCCCUACUGCCAAAUAUUUACAUAUUUUACAAGUUCCAGGCUAUUUUUCGAAACCCUUCCAAGGGGAACAUUCGCUCCUUUUUUAAGCACUCUCUUUGGCACAUCAUUAUCCUGCUAGCUUUGUCUUCCUACCACACGCAGAUCCCGGAUAAUAGCAAAAGGAGGAGAGAGACCGGUGCAGAGCAAAUUGAUUGGGGCAUUCCAAAAAGUGAGGGCAAACCGGAGGAGCUUAACGACACCCCUGAAUAUGCAAUUACCAAAUUUAAGAAGCGGCUUCUCAAAUUCUGC